AUCCUCGUUCAUAGCAGCCCCUCUUCGUCUGGUCUGGUGGGAACUCUGGGUCGCCGUAGUAGGGAUGAAGCGGCUGGUCGCUGGUCGGCACCCAGCGUACAGCAACACAGCAUUAAACCCAUCACGUGGCACUGGGCUGGCGCCGAGUUGGUGGGAGAUUCAAAAAUGUUAGCUGGCAAACUUAUGCGAGCUGUUCUUACACGCAGCAACGCACCGACUUACGGCAUUCUGACCUGGUAAGCCGCCAGUGUCUGAUCGUUCUUAAAUAAUUAAUUUACGGAGAGCACGAAGCCUCUGCCGCGAGUUAUCAACAUUCAUUAUUGUUACUAUUAUUUAUCUCAUUCAACAAUCGACACUUUAUUAUUUAUAUUUAAUAUAUAUAUAUAUAUAUAAGUAACAAUAAAAAAGACAAUCACCAAUUACCUUCCAAAGGAUUUAAAUUACGCUUAUUUAUUUUUCUGUAGUGAUUUAAAAUAAAUAUUAUUGUUUAAAAAAGACAACGUCCUGUGCACAAUUGAAUAGCUUUAUUUUAAAAAUAUAUAUUUAUAUAAUAUAAUAAUAAUAAUAAUAAUAACUACUGAUAAAAGUCUGCAGGUGCAGGUGUAAAUUGUCAAAAUAUAAAAUUAAAAAUAUUUAGUUUGUGUCGAUAAAGUGUGUGUGUGUUAAUGUGUAGGAAAGACUGUAGUAAGCCCAAGUUUAAAAGUUAAAUCAUCAACAAAACUGUCAGAGUAUAGUGUUUAGUUGGAUUUGUAUGUAACUUGGGCUGGUAAAACCGUUAAAGUCUAUAGUCUAUAGUCUGUAGCUAGUAGUAGUUGUGGUUGUAGUAACAGUGAGUGUUAUUCUAUUCCAAGAAUUAAACUGACGACUAAAAUUAUAGCCGGGGAAUAAAAACUGCCGACAGAGACUGGAUCUCUGGGAAGGUUUAGUUUAAAAAAUAGAGUAAAAAUAAAAGGAAAAAACUGAUUGAAGGAUAAUUCGAUCGAGUUUAACAUGGAUCUAUUGUGCUGUGAGACCACUGAGGAAACAGAAUGUCAUGCUUAUCCGGACCCAGCUCUUCUUGGAGACGACAGAGUUCUACAGAAUUUACUUAAAACUGAGGAACGUUACGCACCCAGCAGUUCUUACUUUGAAUGCGUGCAGAGAGACAUCACGCCGCUCAUGCGCAAGAUUGUCGCCGAGUGGAUGUUGGAGGUUUGCGAAGAGAGAAAGUGCCAAGAAGAAGUGUUCCCAUUGUCAAUGAAUUACCUCGACAGAUUUUUGUCUAUUUGUCCAAUAAGAAAAACGCAACUACAAUUAUUGGGAACGGCGUGUCUUUUAUUGUCAUCGAAACUCCGUGAGACUAGGCCACUCACAGCCGAUCUUCUCGUGUAUUACACCGACAACUCAAUCACACUCGAUGACCUCUGGAGGUGGGAGCAGCUGGUGGUUUCAAAGUUAAAAUGGGAAUUGUCAGCGGUAACGCCUGGUGACUUUCUCCUGCACAUCCUCAGCCGUCUCCCGGUUGAUUCACGGGCAUGGGACUUUUUGAUGAUAAAAAGACAUGCGCAGACCUUCAUUGCACUCAGCGCGAGAGAGUACAAAUUUUCAAUGUACACGCCGAGUAUGAUUGCAGCUGCUAGCAUCGCAGCGGCACUUCACGGACUCGAUUGGACUGGAAAAAGUGGUUAUGGACUUGCCGGACUGCUCGAUGAACUCACCCGUAUCACAGCCAUUGAACAGGAUUACUUGCAAGGAUGUCUCGAACAAGUUGAGGAAAUGGUGUCGCAGGCGCGAAUCGCCGGAACCAGUGAUCAGUACCAGUCCUCGAAUCAAACCGGGGGGAUAAGCCCACCUCUGAGACCGUUGGGGGAUCAGAACACGAGCCAGGACAAGAUAAUGGAGCAUGAAAAAGCGGGCACACCUACUGACGUCAGGGAUGUCCACUUUUGAUCCUGGCUCGUUAAAAAAAAUAAUUAUUUGGUGAUGUUAAUUAACAAAUUGAUGGCUGAUUGACAUUCUUCCAUCGAUUUAUAUUUUUUAAAUCGAGCAAAUCAAAGUCAUCAAGACAAAGACAAUCCCAGUUGUUGCUCGUACGUCGAUUGUGUCUCAAGUCUGAUAAUCACUUUGACGUAAUGUUUUAUCGUCAGACGUUUAUUAUUUGAGACAUAAACGUAUUGGGGGAAGGCAAUGCAAUACGCUUUACGCAUUUAGAUUUUUUAAGUACACUUAAUUAAUUGCAAGGCGGUACUACUAUUAUUAUUAUUAUUAUUAUUAUUCAAUUAUUGAGUAAGAAAAAAAAUAAUAAAAAUAACAAAAAAAAAAAAA
Microplitis mediator is the source of this 2304-nucleotide messenger RNA. It is a transcript of the gene CycD, whose product is annotated as G1/S-specific cyclin-D2. Gene Ontology annotation, molecular function: cyclin-dependent protein serine/threonine kinase regulator activity. Gene Ontology annotation, biological process: mitotic cell cycle phase transition; regulation of cyclin-dependent protein serine/threonine kinase activity; positive regulation of G1/S transition of mitotic cell cycle. Bases 991 to 1929 code for a protein of 312 amino acids. The record is from RefSeq and is a predicted model, not a curated record. NCBI's taxonomy places the organism in Eukaryota, Metazoa, Arthropoda, Insecta, Hymenoptera, Braconidae. The transcript is spliced from 5 exons. Gene Ontology annotation, cellular component: cyclin-dependent protein kinase holoenzyme complex; cytoplasm; nucleus.